AGGGAUGCUAUUUUGGGCAGUGUGUUUGGACUUGGCCCAAGUGGCUUGGGCCAAACCCCUGCCCCACUGACUUCUCCCUUGGAGAAGCAGAACAAAGCGGUACGUGGGGCCGCCUGAGAAAGGCUGAGAGGCACACUCUAGACUUCGGACACAGGGCAGUGGAGCCCCAGCUAGGGGUGCAGCCAGAGCCUGGGACAGUCAUGGAGAAACAAGACUAAGACUUGCUAUAACUGAGAAGCCCCCAACGUGGACGCUGAGAAACAAGGCACUUUACCAGAGAUCUAAAAAUCUCAAAGACAAGACAUGGCUCAAUCAGAUAGGAAAAGGCGGUCUACCCACAACUCCAAGAUGGUCUCGUCACCCAUGGUAACAAGGAUGCAAGCAAUAAUGCAGAAGGAGAUGGUGCGAGAGUUCCUGGGCGAGUUCAUGAGCACAUAUGUUAUGAUGGUGUUUGGCCUUGGCUCUGUGGCCCAUAUGGUUCUAGGAGACAAAUUUGGGAGCUACCUCAGUGUCAACUUGGGUUUUGGCUUCGGAGUCACCAUGGGAGUGCACAUGGCAGGGAACAUCUCUGGGGCCCACAUGAAUGCGGCCAUAACCUUCACCAGCUGUGCACUAGGCCGCAUGUCCUGGAAGAAGUUUCCUGUAUACAUCCUGGGUCAGUUUCUGGGUUCCUUCCUGGCUUCUGCCACCAUCUACUGCCUCUUCUACUCAGCCAUUAUCCAAUUCUCGGGCGGACAUCUGACAGUGACCGGUCCCACAGCUACCGCUGGCAUUUUUGCCACCUAUCUUCCUGAGUACAUGACGUUGUGGAGGGGCUUUCUGGAUGAGGUGCUAGUCACAGGGAUGCUCCAGCUAUGUCUCUUAGCCAUCACGGACAAGGAGAACAAUCCAGCACUGCAAGGGACACAGGCCCUGGUGAUUGGCAUCCUCAUUGUUGUCAUUGGAUUGUCCCUGGGCAUGAACACAGGAUAUGCCAUAAACCCAUCCCGGGACCUGCCUCCCCGCUUCUUCACUUUCAUUGCCGGCUGGGGUGUACAGGUUUUCAGGGCCAGGGACUGGUGGUGGGUGCCAGUGGUGGCGCCGCUGCUGGGUGCCUACUUAGGUGCCAUCGUCUACGUGGUCUUCGUUGGCUCCACCAUCGCACAGAGGCCCCAGGUAUUGGAGGACUCCACCAUAUAUGAAGACCGCAGAGUACCUGUGCUGCCCAAGACCAUGCCGGACCCACCCACGACCCUCAGCCCUGUCUCUGUGUCUCCCAGCAACAGACCUUCAGUCCGGACUGUCCCACCCUUAAGUGACCCCAUCCACUUAGAGCACUUCUAAGUAAGAUGAUUUGUGACCCUAUCCCCACCCCAAUAAAGAGAGCCUUGUCCCACAGCGGCA
Messenger RNA from Hyaena hyaena (striped hyena), 1383 nucleotides. It is a transcript of the gene AQP7, whose product is annotated as aquaporin 7. The transcript is spliced from 8 exons. NCBI's taxonomy places the organism in Eukaryota, Metazoa, Chordata, Mammalia, Carnivora, Hyaenidae. Bases 304 to 1323 code for a protein of 339 amino acids. Gene Ontology annotation, molecular function: urea transmembrane transporter activity; glycerol channel activity; water channel activity. Gene Ontology annotation, cellular component: basolateral plasma membrane; plasma membrane. The record is from RefSeq and is a predicted model, not a curated record. Gene Ontology annotation, biological process: glycerol transmembrane transport; water transport.